CAGGUCACGUUUGUGAGCGAGGAGACGGGCAUGUCCAAGACUGCCGAGAUCGGGCCCAAUGAGUACCUGCUGGACGGUGCGGACGAGCACCGCAUCGAGGUCAACGCCUCGUGCCGCGGCGGCGUGUGCGGCACCUGUGUCAGCAAGCUGAGGAGCGGGCAGGUGGACCUGGAGUGGCUGGAUGUGCUGGACGAGGGCUCGGUGCUGUCCCAGGAGCAGGACGGCUACAUCCUGCCCUGCUCCGCCAAGCCUCUCAGCGACUGCGUGGUG
This is a messenger RNA of Chlorella variabilis, 270 nucleotides long. RefSeq lists its product as hypothetical. The annotation marks the transcript as partial. Lineage: Eukaryota; Viridiplantae; Chlorophyta; Trebouxiophyceae; Chlorellales; Chlorellaceae. The record is from RefSeq and is a predicted model, not a curated record. Gene Ontology annotation, molecular function: 2 iron, 2 sulfur cluster binding. The transcript is spliced from 3 exons.